AUGAGAACUAUAAUACCUGAAGUCAAAGUGAUGGAUGGCUUGCUUCAGUUCUGUAUCGAUGAGGACUACACGCCUCACCCCGACGAAGCAAUUAAGGACUCACCGAAGCCACUGGAGUCCCCAACAUGUUUUGACCAACCAACGCAUCGCGUUUCCCUUAUGACAAAUUCGCUCGGAGACCACCUCUCUCCCCUUGCAAAUUAUUCGACGUGCGAACCCGAUAAAUCAUGCAUCACUUUUCCACUUUUAGCAGGUGAAGACAUCGUCAAUGAUCACAAAGGAUUCAUUCUCGAUAAUAAACACACAUCAAUCUACAUCACCACACACCGUAUUAUCUUUUUCUCACAUCCAAACAAGGACUGUUCGUACUACCCAUUUUUCUCUUUGCUCAAAAUCAGGACAUGUGGCAACGUAUACACCUUUUAUUUUAAAGACUACCGAAUC
This is a messenger RNA of Entamoeba invadens IP1, 444 nucleotides long. RefSeq names its product myotubularin, putative. The transcript has a single exon. NCBI's taxonomy places the organism in Eukaryota, Evosea, Mastigamoebida, Endamoebidae. The annotation marks the transcript as partial. The record is from RefSeq and is a predicted model, not a curated record.